CUCUCCUCGUCCUGCUCUGCUCUGUUCUCUCCUCUCUCUCUCUCUCUCUCUCUCUCUCUCUGUCUUCGCUCCACACUUCUAUUAUCAGGAAAUGUGAAACGAGAGCUCCUGAGCUUCUGCUCCCAUUUGCGAUGGCGACCCAUUAGGCUUUAGCUAGCUCCAUAUACAGUUCCCAUCUCUCUUGACUCUUGCCUGAGUCCAACUUCCGCCACCACCGUUCAACUCAGAGCUCCGUGUCUCUGCUGUCUCUGUGUCGUUCUUCCUGUAAAGCUGCUCCUUUUCGAUCCUCAGGGACAAAAGCGAGAAUCGUUCUCUGGGUAGCUCCUGGUUCCUCCGUUUCUGUUCAUUUGAUGCGAACUCUCUCUCUGUCUCUCUCUAACCACAUCUCAUCUCGCCAGUGUUUGCUUCUCUCUCUCUCUCUGCAGAUGGGGAAGGGGUUCGGCUUCUGGUCUCUCAUCUCCUCCUCCUUCUUCCUUCCCCUUCUGCUCAUCAGCUCUUGCUCUGCUCAAGUGCCAGGUUUUGUAAGUAUCGACUGUGGGGGCGAGGCGAGUUUCACAGAUGAGCUUGGUCUUGAGUGGAUCCCUGAUAAUCAGUUUGCCUUUGGGGAAACAACUAACAUAUCUGUGGCGAACGAGACGAGGACGCAGUACAAGACUCUUAGGCAAUUCCCCAUCGAUAACCGGAAGUAUUGCUACACCCUCAAUGUGACGACUAGGACGAGGUAUCUCAUAAGGGCGACAUUCUUGUAUGGGAACUUCGACGACAAUAAUGUCUAUCCCAAGUUCGAUCUCUCCCUUGGGCCCACUUUCUGGUCAACGAUUGUCAUAUCUGAUGCUACUACUAUAGAGAUGCGGGAGCUCAUAUUCCUGGCCUUGGAUCCUACUGUUAGCGUGUGUUUAUCUAAUGCUACUACGGGGAAGCCUUUCAUAUCUACCCUUGAGCUCCGCCAAUUCAAUGGCUCGAUGUACUAUACUGACUUUGAGGAGCAGUUUUACCUUGGUAUCUCUGCAAGGAUCAAUUUCGGGGCAGACAGCGUUGAUCCAGUCAGGUAUCCAGAUGAUCCGUUUGAUAGAAUAUGGGAGUCUGACUCUCUGAAGAAAGCUAAUUACCUCGUAGAUGUGGCCGCCGGAACCAAAAAAGUGUCAACUCAACAGCCCAUCGAUGUAAACCGAGAUGAAAGGCCUCCCGAGAAAGUCAUGCAGACAGCAGUGGUCGGAACAAAUGGUUCCUUGACUUAUCGAUUGAACUUGGAUGGUUUUCCCGGUGCUGGGUGGGCCUACUCUUACUUUGCAGAAAUCGAGGACUUAGCUCCCGACGAGACGAGGAAGUUUAGGCUCGUGCUUCCUGGUGCUCCUGAUAUCAGCAAAGCGGUUGUUAACAUCAUGGAAAAUGCUCAGGGUAAAUAUCGCCUUUAUGAGCCAGGAUUUGUCAAUUUGUCCUUCCCAUUUGUACUAUCAUUUAGGUUUGGCAAGACAUCCGAUUCUUCCAAGGGCCCACUCUUGAAUGCCAUGGAAAUAAACAAGUAUCUGCAGAAGAUCUAUGGUUCUCUUGAUGUUGCAGUUAUUGCUGGUGCACUACCGUCCUACUUACCGGCUCUUUGGGCACAAGAAGGGGGGGAUCCGUGCCUUCCGGUUCCAUGGUCGUGGGUUCAGUGCAACACAGAACCCGCUCCACGGGUAACUGCAAUAAUAUUGUCCAGUAAGAACGUGACUGGAAAUAUUCCUCUCGCAUUUACGAAGUUGACUGGCCUGGUCGAGUUAUGGCUCGAUGGGAAUUCGCUAACUGGUUCAAUACCUGAUUUCUCUUCGUGUGUGGACUUGAGCAUCAUUCACUUAGAGAACAACAAGUUGACCGGCGAGCUGCCUUCGUCUUUGCUGAAGUUACCCAGUUUGAAAGAGCUGUAUGUGCAGAACAAUAUACUGUCAGGGAAGGUGCCAUCUGGUUUAAACGGGAAAAGCUUGGCUUUCAACUUCACGGGAAAUCCUGGACUUCGCUUAGAGGAAAAAAAGAGCCAGACUAAAAUCACUGUGGGUGCAUCAGUAGGUGCUGUUAGUCUCCUACUAGUUACAAUAGCUUUGUGCCUAUACAUUAUCAAACGGAAGACCAGAUAUUCCAACCAAGGUGAACUUAAACAUACCAUACAAUCUCAGCGGCUGGCUUCUACCUUCAAAGAUCCUCCUGCAGAAGCUGCGCAUUGCUUCAUGCUUUCUGAGAUUGAAGAUGCCACGAAAAAUUUUGAGAAGAAAAUCGGCUCCGGUGGAUUUGGAGUUGUGUACUAUGGAAAGCUGAAAGAUGGAAGGGAGAUCGCAGUAAAAGUCCUGACAAAUGAUUCGUACCAAGGAAAGCGUGAAUUUUCGAAUGAGGUGACGCUUCUAUCGAGAAUACACCACAGGAAUCUGGUACAGUUCCUAGGGUACUGCCAAGAAUGUGGGCGAAAUAUGCUCGUCUAUGAGUUCAUGCACAACGGGACCCUCAAAGAGCACCUCUACAUUGGUCCCCUGUCAAAUCGAAGGGGCAUCAAUUGGAUCAAGCGUCUCGAGAUCGCUGAAGAUGCUUCGAGAGGGAUCGAGUACCUUCACACGGGAUGCACCCCUGCAAUCAUACACCGAGAUCUGAAGAGCAGCAAUAUUCUCCUUGACAAGAACAUGAUGGCGAAAGUUUCAGACUUCGGCCUGUCGAAAUCUGCAGUUGAUGGAGUCUCCCAUGUCUCAAGCAUUGUUCGUGGAACCGUUGGAUAUUUGGAUCCAGAGUACUAUAUCUCGCAGCAGUUGACGGAUAAGAGUGACGUGUACAGUUUUGGUGUUAUACUCCUUGAGCUAAUAUCUGGUCGAGAAGCAAUUUCAAACGAGAGCUUCGGAGUGAACUGCCGCAACAUAGUCCAAUGGGCGAAGUUACACAUUGAGAGUGGGGACAUUCAGGGCAUAAUUGACCCGAACCUGAGGGACGAUUACGAUAUCCAGUCGAUGUGGAAGAUUGCAGAGAAGGCACUGAUGUGUGUCCAGCCCCACGGGCACAUGAGGCCCUCGAUCUCUGAAGUCCUCAAGGAGAUUCAGGAUGCAAUCCUGAUAGAACGAGCGGCUCUGGUGGCGAGGGAGGGUCUGUCCGAUGACAUGUCUCGGAACUCAGGCCAUUCCUCACUCAAUACGGGUCAGUAUGACAUUGCGGGGACCGAGCACUGCCUCUCGAUUGACGAGUCUGUUGCACAGCCAACUGCACGAUAGCGGGAGAUUCUAUGAGAUUAAAUAUGAAAUUUGCUAUGUAAAUCUUUCAUCAUCGUGUACGUACAUUACUGAAGUUAUCCCUAGUGUUUAUUCAGUGUAAGAUGCGCAAUUGUAUCGAUUCUAGUAUGGCGUGUUUCAUUUAUUUCGCUCUUCCUUUCGUAUCUUAUUUUGAUUCGAUAUAGUAACGGUUCGGUUUCUCACGGC
Molecule: messenger RNA, 3425 nt
Organism: Punica granatum (pomegranate)
Lineage: Eukaryota; Viridiplantae; Streptophyta; Magnoliopsida; Myrtales; Lythraceae
Source: RefSeq, a predicted model, not a curated record